Messenger RNA from Suillus subaureus, 1439 nucleotides. RefSeq lists its product as uncharacterized. The transcript is spliced from 17 exons. The record is from RefSeq and is a predicted model, not a curated record. Bases 281 to 1303 code for a protein of 340 amino acids. Lineage: Eukaryota; Fungi; Basidiomycota; Agaricomycetes; Boletales; Suillaceae.
GUUUUAUCCUGUUCAAAUCCUGUUCAACCAAUGUUCAAUAUCAAUUGAUGGCUUAACGUCUGUGGCACUGGUACCAAACCCUGCAUCUACUCAAGCAAUCCCUCCGGAUGAACUUAAGACCGGCAUCAUGCACAUGACGCACUCCUGCUAAUAUGAAGUGUUUCACCAUCAGCACCAUCAUUCAUCACAGGAAAAAAUACUAAUCCCAUUGUCUCGGGCUGCGGGAUAUAUAACCUGGUCUACUGUGUUGCUGAUGAAAUUUGCCUAGUCAAUAAUAGCAAUGGCUUCCUCUACGCAAGACCUCAUCCCACAUCUUCAACUCGCGAACACGUUUGGGGCACUGUUUAUUGGGGUUGUCCUUGCAGCGGUUCUCUUUGGUGUCACCAUCGUUCAAGUUUUUAUCUACUUUCAGACACAUAGUGGUACAGGAAUCACAUUCUACAAGUUGGUUGUGAUAUUGCUUUGGAUACUUGACGCUCUGCAUCUGGCCCUGAUCGUCCAUUGCGUCUAUUUUUAUUUAGUGAUCAACUACGCCAAUGUUAGUGCGCUCAAAGAAGUUGUAUGGAGUUCCAAACUUCAGCAAGUAGUGGCCGUUCUCAGCAUCGUUGUGGGCCAUCUCUUAUAUGUUCAUCGCAUAUGGACAGUUAGCAAGGGCCGAUCAAAAGUUCUACCGAUUACAAUGGGCAUCUUCGUCGUCCUAAUUUCAGGUCUUGGUAUCGCCGUUAUUUGGUGCAUAUAUCAGGAAAUCCGUGCAGCCACCGAUAUGGUCAAAACCGAGUGGAUAACAUACGUGUAUUUGGGCACUGUUGCCUUUGUCGAUAUCCUUAUUGCAUCAUCGCUGUGUUAUCUCCUCGCCACGUCCCGUACUGGGUUCUCGAGAUUGGAUUUAUUCGUAACGAAGCUCAUGAUUUAUAUCAUCAAUACAGGCUGUUUGACGAGUAUGUGUUCAAUGGCAGUUAUCAUUUUAUGCGCAGUGAUGCCGAACAACUACAUAUUCGAAGCUGUCGAUUUUUUAUUGAUUAAAUUAUAUGUCAACUCGUACAUCGCACUCCUGAACGCGCGAUACUACUCGCAGCCCCAGGCAGACAGAAUGUAUUCUUCCGAAUAUCAUAUACGUCAUGAUGUCUACCGCCCGAAAUUGCACGUUAGAGCGUUGCAGGAUGAGGAACUCCAGGCAUCCCAGAAGAGCAUGUUUACACAUCCCGAUGAUGGAAUGUUACAUAUCACUCGACCUGUUCAGGCUGUCAUGCCACAGCGGCCGAUUGAGGUGGCGAUGGAAAGGAAUUCUCUCUCUUCAGCGUGAUGAACAAAUUGCGUGGAUCAUUGUCUCCGUAUUCGCGAGAUUAGUGGGACCAGCCAAUAAAUUUGACUUUUUGGUAAUUUAUCGCAGCGUACUACUCGACAUACAGGUGUGGAGGGCAUCAGUUCACUCCCAUCCA